Messenger RNA from Aspergillus affinis, 828 nucleotides. RefSeq names its product SDR family NAD(P)-dependent oxidoreductase. The record is from RefSeq and is a predicted model, not a curated record. The coding region runs from base 1 to 828 and encodes 275 amino acids. Gene Ontology annotation, molecular function: oxidoreductase activity, acting on NAD(P)H, oxygen as acceptor. The transcript has 3 exons. Gene Ontology annotation, cellular component: intracellular anatomical structure. Lineage: Eukaryota; Fungi; Ascomycota; Eurotiomycetes; Eurotiales; Aspergillaceae.
AUGUCUUCCGUUGAUCCCAGCGCGCUGAGCGAGGUCAAAGUGACCGACCGGUUUGAUCUCAGCAACAAAAACUUCCUCAUCACCGGCGGCGGCCGAGGGAUUGGAUUCGCCUGCGCGAAAGCCAUCGCCCAACUGGGCGGGGGUAUUGCAGUAAUCGACACCGCGACCGAACCGGUAGAAGAGUUCCACAGUCUCCAGGCACGUUACAACGUCAAGACAUUCUAUACCCAAGGGGACGUGACGUAUCAGGCAUCUCUCGAGAGCGCGUUCGCCCGCUCCCUGCACGCCAUGGGACAGCUGCACGGCGGGUUAACCGCAGCGGGCAUCGUCGGAGACACGCCAUUACUCGAGGCUGACUGGGAGCUCACGCAGCGGACGCUGAACGUGAACGUCCUGGGAACGUAUUGGACGAUGAAGCUCCUCGCGCAACAUCUAGUCGAAUCUAAAAACCAGGGCAGUAUCGUUGCCAUCUCCAGUGUCAACGGUCAGGGAUUUUACGUCCCCGUGCAGCCCCAGUCGGCGUAUAAUGCUAGCAAAGCAGCUGUCAAGGGCUUGGUGGGUCCUCUUGCUGGGGAACUCGGUCAGUAUGGGAUUCGAGUCAACAGUAUCUCACCGGGCGCCAUUAUGACCCCUCUUCUCGCGCGCUUGCAAGGAGAGAAGCGAGUCACGCUGGACUGGUACAGGGAGGGGGCACCGCUUCAACGACUAGGUGUCCCGGAGGACUUGACGCCGAUGGUGUGCUACCUACUCAGCGACGCCGCUGCUUUCACAACGGGUGCAGACAUGCUGGUUACCGGUGGCUUGCAUGCAGGCUCGGCUCGGAAAUGA